Molecule: messenger RNA, 327 nt
Organism: Sphenostylis stenocarpa
Lineage: Eukaryota; Viridiplantae; Streptophyta; Magnoliopsida; Fabales; Fabaceae
Source: the annotation of a GenBank genome assembly
AUGGAAUCUAAUACAAGGGAGUCUUUGAAACGCAGAGACAAGGUUCUGCAAAUGGGGCUGGCUUGUCUAUUUUCCAUGAGUGAGGCUGAAGACAUGUGGCCCUUUUCAAACAAGAAAUACGACUUUCCAGUAUCUUGUCGGUCCACUGAAUUUGAGGGGAGAGAAAGAAAAGAGUCUUGGAAGGACAAUUUAGACGUGUUUUUGAAAAUAGAAGAACAGCGUAGUUCGAGAGAGGUGCUAAGCUUCCACCAUGAGCACCAACUUUGGAAAGAAAUGUGCGCUUUGGACGAGAUUGAAUCACAAGAUAAAAUUCGAAAAUGUCGGUGA